This is a messenger RNA of Clonostachys byssicola, 510 nucleotides long. The record is from the annotation of a GenBank genome assembly. Lineage: Eukaryota; Fungi; Ascomycota; Sordariomycetes; Hypocreales; Bionectriaceae.
AUGCUGCCUGUUGACCUUGUUGUAGCAUGUCAUGACUGCGCCCGGAGACGCAUCUGCCAUGGCGAUCUGGAAGGGCAACAGAUGAACCUCGCACAGGGCUCGCUCGCUCAUGACAGCAUUGACGCUGAUUCUCUCAUGCUCCUGAUCACUUGUCGCGAAGUGCUUGAUGGUGGAUAUAACACCAAUCGACUGGGCACCUCGGAUAUAGGCGGCGACCAGUUUGCCGAUGGCAUAGAGAUCCUCUACGAGAGACUCGAAGCCUCUUCCCCCGAGAGGCGAUCGUUGAAUGCACACCGUGGGUCCCAGCCAGCAGUGAGCCCCUUUGGCCAGACACUCUUGGCCGAUGAGAACACCGGCUUCAUAAAGCAAAUCCUGGUCCCAAGUGGCAGCGAGGCCGGUGCCAUUGGGAAGGCAGGCAGCGCGAACGCCGUCGAAGAAUUUGGUUCCCCGAACUCCGUUGGGGCCGUCACUCACUCUGACGGAGGGAACGUUGAACCGCGGUCGGCUUGA